AUGGCAACUAUCGAGCAGAACCUCGUUCAGCAGCGGAUCCCGCGCUCCCGCUCCGCCCGGCUAGCGGAUCAGGCUGCAACAGCCGCGCUUUAUGUUACUCAUCCAGAACGGAGCCUCUCGCUCCGUCAACCACCCUCGGAAUCCGACCCAGCCACUUCGAAAGCGGCCGGGUUUGGCAUUCGACUCAGUGAUGCAUCAGCUGCAGCCGCGCUAAUCGCACAUGCAAAGAAGCAGGAGCCGGGAACCAGACACACCGCAUCAGUAUCUCGAGCCGCCGAUCGUCGGAGAACCGAGUCGCCAAUACAAGAGGGUUAUCCGUAUCAAGCGGCGAUGUACGCUAUCAAGGAUCAGAAGCCGGUAGCAACCUAUAACAGGAAGAGGGCCGAAUCUGCGCCAUCUGAAGCUGCGCGUGCGAGUGCAAGUGCUAGAGCGAGUAUAGUGGCGACAGAAGGAGCGAGCGAUCCUUUUGAGGAUCUGGAUAGAUCCAUGAGAGCGAGCAGGAUACAGAAUGCCCAUCUCAAUCGAAAGCUCUUUACUGCAACACCGCCCGUGGCCCCGGAAUUGGAAGAACAUCGGCGAAAGAGUAUAUUGGAGGCAGCUUCCCUGUCCAUGGCAAGAGAUAUGUAUGGGGCUAUGGAGGCUAAGGAAAGCGGUCUUCAGAGGAGUUCUACUACUCGCUCUCGGCGAUCUGGCUCGGUCUCUCAGCGAGAAUCUGCGACUCUACAGCAGGCAAGCACAUUGAUGCUGAGCCAGGCGAUAAACUUGCAGGAUGUUGCCGAGAAACGAGCCGCUGAGAAGCUGGCGGGCUUGGAGGACGAAGCCGCGGCGUAUCGAAGCUAUUAUGGAGUUGAACCGCAAGUAACGCGAUCAAGUCUCAUCAUUCGCCGACGCAGGGGCUCUAACGAAACGGAGCAGUUCGACCAGGAAAAGUCUAAGGAAAUUCGAACUCAAAUGUCGACGCUUCGAUCCAAACUCAAUGCGGUCGAUGAGAAGAGAAAUGAGAAGAGGGAAAAUGAUCGUGCUUCACUGCUAGAGCUCGCGAGGAAGAACGUUGACGCUGCAAUCCAGGACAUGGACAAGCGUCUCUAUAGUGGUGAAGCCGACCAAUCUGUCGCGUUGCAGAAAUAUCUAGACGAAAAGGCAGCCGAGCGUGCCCAAAAGGGAAUCCAGGACAUUGACGCGCAGUACAUGCUCGCAAAUAAAGUUAACAUCGGCGGGCGUAGGUACGUGGAGAUGUCUGAGGUAGAAGACUUGGCCCGCUCUCGGCUUCAGCCUACUCUUGAUGAAAUCAACGAUAUGGCGGAGACUCAAAGGGCUCGGGACUUGGAGGCACGCCUUGAUGAGGAGCGAAGGCAGCGUCUUGCGGCGAUCGAGCGUGAGCGUGAAGCUGAUAUACGUGCCGAGCAAGAACGUCACGAAGAGCUGUUAAAGCAGGAUCAAAAGACCAAAGAGGAGAAGGCCUGGCCGUGGAAACGAAAAUCGAAGCAACUGACUCCAGAGUAUGGGGUUGAGGCAACUACUGAGCAAACUACAGAACAGCGAGCCGACGGAGCUGUUGUCCCUGCGGAAGUCACUCAGCCUCAACUUGAAGAGACAGCCUCAGAGGACAGUGUCCUAAGACGGGAGUCGAAGUUCAAAAACUGGUUCAAAGACAAAUUAGGUCGACGCUCCAGUGGACCCUCGAAGGAGACAAACGGAACGCAGGAGCUUGCAUCGAGUAUUUCUGGUCCCACUGAUAAUGAGAUUGAAGAGCCUGAACGCACCAAGGCUCCCCAGGAGCCAGAUACGAGCCGACCAGCGACCGCCGGAACACAGGUACAGCGGGCUGAGGAAACCGAAAGCGAUCAAGAUCAGCCGCGAGCAGCACCUUUGAGGUCAAACCCUGUCACGGCCGAGGAUCUUAACCGUCGAGCUGAGAGCGCCUCUGACGAUACGUGGAAGACGCCUAGUGAGUCUCUCACUACAGAAGGAGAUUCGAAAGAGGUCUCCGAAAAUAGCAAACAGCAACCGAAGAAGGGGGAUUCUAUUCACGAACCGCCUGCCCCGUCAAUUGAGAAAGUGAAAGAGGAAGAGGAAGAGGAAGAUCGUUCUGCGGAGCCACUGCCCGCUCCUCCCUCCAUGGGAGACGUUGUUAAUAAACGGCGGGCCAGUGUCAACAGUGCAGUUCGGGAGUCGCGUUUCUCUGAAGACUUAUAG
Aspergillus mulundensis is the source of this 2196-nucleotide messenger RNA. RefSeq lists its product as uncharacterized. The coding region runs from base 1 to 2196 and encodes 731 amino acids. The transcript has 4 exons. The record is from RefSeq and is a predicted model, not a curated record. Gene Ontology annotation, biological process: eisosome assembly. Lineage: Eukaryota; Fungi; Ascomycota; Eurotiomycetes; Eurotiales; Aspergillaceae.